Messenger RNA from Saccostrea cuccullata (small rock oyster), 1374 nucleotides. RefSeq names its product probable G-protein coupled receptor No18. NCBI's taxonomy places the organism in Eukaryota, Metazoa, Mollusca, Bivalvia, Ostreida, Ostreidae. The transcript is spliced from 2 exons. Gene Ontology annotation, molecular function: octopamine receptor activity. Bases 1 to 1374 code for a protein of 457 amino acids. The record is from RefSeq and is a predicted model, not a curated record. Gene Ontology annotation, biological process: adenylate cyclase-activating adrenergic receptor signaling pathway. Gene Ontology annotation, cellular component: plasma membrane.
AUGGCAGCAAAGAAAGCACAGGCUUACUUAAAGGAGGUGAGCAUUGUUCUGCCAAUCUUCAAGGAGAGAUGGCUGUCACCAGCGAAACAUUCAGAGUUUUAUCUGGACUCUAAUUAUCAUGUAAUAAGCUUCGAUUUGUCGCGGAUCCUGCCAGUGGAGCUCCGGGAAGCCAUCAUGGUUGGAGGCAACGCUUCCUUAACCAACGAAACCGAUGCUUCAGGUUUUAUGCAGUGUGUUGAAGAUUAUCUCCUGACUUUUCUUAUGAUUUUAACAAUAAUAGUAAUAAUUUUGGGAAACAUAUUUGUCGUUUUAGCAAUUUUGACGUACAAACCGCUACGAAAUGUCCAAAACGUUUUCUUAAUUUCUUUAGCGGUGGCUGAUUUGAUGGUUGCAAUACUUGUAAUGCCGCUUCAUAUCUCGAACAAACUCCGUGGUAGCUGGAAAUUUGGAGGACCGAUGUGUAACUUUUGGGUGACUUGUGAUGUGCUGCUGUGCACUGCAUCAAUAUUAAACCUAUGUGUCAUUGCUCUGGACAGAUACUUUGCCAUACACGAUCCUCUCAGUUAUGCACAAAAACGCACCAUGACACGUGUUCUUCUCAUGAUUGUGGCAGCUUGGGUGGUCAGUGCAGUAAUAAGUGUACCACCUCUGUUUGGAUGGAUUGACAAUCCAAAUAACAGCUUAUACAAAGAAAAUACUCAACAAUGUAGUUUAACAGGAGAAAAAGGUUAUAUCAUAUAUUCCUCAUUUGGAUCGUUCUUUAUACCUCUCAUUAUCAUGACUUUUGUUUAUAUCAAAAUUUUUUUUGCGACCAGAGAGAGGCUCCGAAAAAGAGCAAAAGCUUCAGCCGCCUCUAAAAUGGCUCUCUUGAAGAACAGAUCACCUCCAUCACCAAAUUUAACAGCGGAACAGAUCUCUGAAGACAGUAACGAAAACAAUGAACAGCAUAAUCGUGAAUUCAGCUAUAAUACCACACCAAAUCAUUCAAACCAUCUUCUCAAUGAAAGAAUCGUCGAACAUGCCAACACUAUGGAGAACUUCUUCAACCAGAGACAAAAGAUUUCGUUAUCGAAGGAACGGAAGGCUGCCCGUACUCUGGGGAUAAUUGUAGGUGUGUUUGUUCUUUGCUGGCUCCCGUUUUUCAUUAUGUACGUGACUGUUCCAUUCUGCACCUCGUGCAACUUACCUCCUGGUGUAGAGAUGGGAAUAACAUUUCUAGGAUAUGUCAAUUCAGCCCUUAACCCAAUCAUAUAUACAGUUUUUAGUGUUGAUUUUAGAAAGGCCUUCCAUUUCCUUGUUCAGAAGUAUCUAAAAUUUAGAAGACCCGAAAGGCAUAAUAAUCUGCACCUAAAAUCGGUAAAUAUUAGGAAAUAA